AUGGUUAAGUUUACCGCGACCCUUGUUGCUGCUCUCGCUGUCUUCGCUCCCGCCGCCGAGGCCAAGACUUGCAAGAAGAGCUUGACCUACUGCGGUUACAUUCUUCUUCAGAGAGGAAACUACUACGACCAGAUCCGUGGGGCCCUCUCAGAUGCUGGCAAGCCUAACAAUGACCCCAACUGGAUCAACCAAUCCCGGUUCUAUUGUGUUGGUGGCUCCGACGGAUCCAUCCGCUACGUUGACCAUUGCUCCAACUGCAAGAAUGGAGGAAACGGCCACAGCGACUUCUGCUAG
Messenger RNA from Fusarium musae, 294 nucleotides. RefSeq lists its product as uncharacterized. Bases 1 to 294 code for a protein of 97 amino acids. The record is from RefSeq and is a predicted model, not a curated record. Lineage: Eukaryota; Fungi; Ascomycota; Sordariomycetes; Hypocreales; Nectriaceae. The transcript is spliced from 2 exons.